GCAGACAGCGUUCUAAAAAUCGUUGGCUUUCAGGAAGCUUGUGCAGUUGGUGCCCGUGCUGCACUUACUGAAGGGGAUGCGGUCAUAACUGCCUAUCGUUGCCAUGGUUGGACGUACCUGCAGGGCGCCACAGUGGCAGAAGUCCUGUCCGAACUUACUGGCAAAAUCAAUGGUAACGUUCACGGUAAAGGAGGUUCAAUGCACAUGUAUCAGAAGGAUUUCUUCGGUGGAAACGGCAUCGUAGGAGCUCAGCAGCCUAUUGGAACAGGAAUCGCGUUCGCUAUAAAGUACAGGAAGCAAAAGAACGUCUGUCUAACCCUAUAUGGUGAUGGAGCUGCUAAUCAAGGCCAGUUCUACGAAUCGACCAACAUGGCAAUGUUGUGGAGCCUUCCUGUCUUGUAUGUGUGCGAAAACAAUGGAUUUGGCAUGGGAACGCAGGCUGAGCGGGCUUCUGCGUCAACAGAUUACUACAUGAGGUGA
Messenger RNA from Cylicostephanus goldi, 480 nucleotides. The record is from the annotation of a GenBank genome assembly. Lineage: Eukaryota; Metazoa; Nematoda; Chromadorea; Rhabditida; Strongylidae.